Molecule: messenger RNA, 1230 nt
Organism: Nicotiana attenuata
Lineage: Eukaryota; Viridiplantae; Streptophyta; Magnoliopsida; Solanales; Solanaceae
Exons: 4
Coding region: 1-1230 (409 amino acids)
Source: RefSeq, a predicted model, not a curated record
AUGACUGGGCAAAAAUGCCCUAUGCGUUCGCAACACAGGGUCGCGUUCGCGAAGAAGGGGGAGCUGGGAAUUGGCCUAUGCGAACGCGAUAGGGGAUACGCGAACGCAUUGAAUGAAAGACUGGAACUACGCGAACGCGUGAAGGCCUUGCGAACGCGAAGAGGAAGUUGCUGGGCUCCUGAUUUUGGCUUACGCGUUCGCGAUGGUGGUGACGCGAACGCUAAGGAGAAAAACACUGAAGCUAUGCGAACGCGAGGGUACUCAAUUGCACUUAAUGGAGGAGUAUAUGGGAACAUUGAAGGGAAAAGGGGAUUGCGACAAGGAGACCCAAUUUCACCCUCAAUAUUUGUCAUCUGCGGGUUUGAUUUUCAUACAAAGUGUAGAGGGCUAAAACUGAACCAUUUGUGUUUUACUGAUGAUGUGUUGCUGUUCUGCAAAGGAGAAAUGACAUCAGUGUUGUUGAUGCUGAGGGGAUUGGCUGCAUUUUCAGAAGCUACAGGACUGAAAACUAAUGAAGCUAAAUCAAACAUAUAUAGUGCAAACAUGAAUGAGCAUGACCUGGCUGACUUAUGUGAAAUAAUUGGAUAUAAAAGAGGUGCCCUGCCUUUUAGAUAUCUGGGAGUGCCAAUUUCAGCAAAGAAGAUUUCAAGUGUGGACUGUGAAAUGCUGGUAGAUAAAAUAUGUGCUAGAAUCAAGAGCUGGGGAUCAAGGAACUUAUCCUAUGCUGAGAGAGUGAUGCUAAUAAACUCAGUGUUACUACAUAUCCAUAUAUACUGGUCCUCCGUUUUUCUUCUUCCAAAGAAGGUAAUAAAAAACAUUACUGCUAUCUGUAGGAAUUUUCUAUGGGAUGGGAAGGUUAAUACAAAUAGAGUGCCACUAGUCGCAUGCGAUCUUAUAUGCAGGCUUAAAAUAGAGGGGGGACUUGGGAUUAUUGACUGUGAAACUUGGAAUCAAGCUGCUAUAGCCAAAUAUGUAUGGAAUAUAGCUAAGAAAGUUGAUAACUUGUGGGUGCAAUGGGUAGAUCACAUAUACUUGAAGAAGAAGGAUUGGUGGCUAUACAAACCACCUCAGGAUUGUAAUUGGUACUGGAGGAAAAUAUGCUCAAUCAGAGAUCAAUUUGCUACAGGAUAUGUCCAACAAGACUGGUUGGCAAUUAAUGGGAAAUACACAAUAAAUAAUGGCUACAACUGGAAACAGGGGAGAAGAGAGAAAUGGGAGAGUAGUAGAUAG